Messenger RNA from Drepanopeziza brunnea f. sp. 'multigermtubi' MB_m1, 1422 nucleotides. RefSeq lists its product as uncharacterized. Lineage: Eukaryota; Fungi; Ascomycota; Leotiomycetes; Helotiales; Drepanopezizaceae. Gene Ontology annotation, biological process: vacuole fusion, non-autophagic. The record is from RefSeq and is a predicted model, not a curated record. Gene Ontology annotation, molecular function: phospholipid binding. Gene Ontology annotation, cellular component: fungal-type vacuole membrane.
AUGUCUUUCGGAAGCCAGCCGCCUAGCCCAUCGGCCCUCCCUCCCAUCCCCGGCUCACCGACCUACUCCUACGCCAGCACCUCGAACCUCAUCGCCAGCUCCUUCAACCUCCCUCUCCCCCCGCCCCCGCGGGCUCACGCCGUGCUUAACAAGUCGGACCUCGAGGCCUCGCAAACAGCCUAUACCGACCUUCUCUCCUCCGCCAAGGCCUACCGCCUCGCUCUGGCUGCGCUCUCCGUCUCGGCCUCCAACUUCGGCUCUGCGCUCGAAGCAUGUGCGCGCCUCAAGGAAGCCCGUAGCGACGUGAUGCCCUCCUCGGCCGCGGCAUCCAUGACCAACAGCUUCUCCGCGAAGAGCAGCUGCACAGCGGAUAGCCUAAUGGCGGCAGCCGGCGUGCAUCAGCUCGUGGGGAACCACCAGCAGAUCCUGAGCGAGACGGUGUAUCGGAGUUUCGAGGUGCCGUUGCUGCACGACUUAGAUCAGUGGCGGCGGCGCAUGGAGGAGGAGGAGGGAGCCUAUCAGCGGGAGGCAAAGAGUAUGAGCAAGGAGAUUCGGAAGAUGGAGAAGGAGGGGUUGAGGCUCCAUAAGCAGAGGAAGAGGGACGUGGGGAAGUUCAGGGAGCAUCUGGUGCAGCUGACGGGGAAAUUGGACGCGUUAACGGGGUUGAGCGGGGGUCAUAGUCGCGGUUUACUCAGGGAUUGCCAGGAGAUGAGCAAGGGGAUUGUGGAGUGUACCGCUGGGCUUGUAAGGGCAGAAAUUGAUAUCUUCGAGGCGCUGGCGAGAAAAGGGUGGAACGGAGGAGGGCUAGACGAUCUAUUGGAAAAGGGGAGGGAUCUUUUUGCGAAUGAGGAGCUGGGGGGUGCAGAUGCGCAUCCAAAUCACGCGGCCAAGAUUUUCAGUAUAUUGCCGCAGAACAGGAGCAUACUGGCGGGCGAGGACGGCGCAGCUGGGCCGCCGGAUAUCAUGCAUUCGAGGAGUGAUAGCUUGCUGGUUGGUGGAAUGCCGUACCAGAGUCUCACAGGAGCGAUUUCGGGGGCUGGGGAUACGGAUGUGAAUAGCAUUUUCUCGGAGAGGGAUAUGCCCAGUUCGGGACUACUGAAUCGACCGAGGGCUGUACGGCCUUUUUCUCCCACGUCAGGAGAAAGGGUUAACGAUCCACUGGAAGACUACGGAAAGCCUGCUCUGGAGGUACCUGAGAGCGAAAGCGAAGAAGAGGAUGCUGCAGAGGAACAGGAGAGAGUCGAAUCUGGCUCUGGGAAGACAGUUUUACCGGAGGUCACGGUGCCUGAGCACGAAUCGGCUACAGAAGAAGGGGAAAGUGCUGACUCGAAGGAGACGGACACGCGGCAGAGUGAUAGUGGACAAAGUGUUAGAGCCAGGGAACGCAGGUGGAGUGCUACGAGUGAUGAGUGUUGUGUCUGA